AGCGGCGGCCGGCUGGAUGUGGAGGAAGAGGAGCAGAAUGCAACAAACAUCGAGCAGGAGAUAAGGCACAGGCAUGUUCAGGCAAAUGGACCGUCAACAUCCGAGUAA
Gongylonema pulchrum is the source of this 108-nucleotide messenger RNA. The record is from the annotation of a GenBank genome assembly. NCBI's taxonomy places the organism in Eukaryota, Metazoa, Nematoda, Chromadorea, Rhabditida, Gongylonematidae.